Molecule: messenger RNA, 3355 nt
Organism: Chelmon rostratus (copperband butterflyfish)
Lineage: Eukaryota; Metazoa; Chordata; Actinopteri; Chaetodontiformes; Chaetodontidae
Gene: hif1an
Product: hypoxia inducible factor 1 subunit alpha inhibitor
Exons: 8
Coding region: 218-1282 (354 amino acids)
Biological process (GO): negative regulation of Notch signaling pathway; peptidyl-aspartic acid hydroxylation
Cellular component (GO): cytoplasm; nucleus
Molecular function (GO): peptidyl-histidine dioxygenase activity; [protein]-asparagine 3-dioxygenase activity; ankyrin repeat binding
Source: RefSeq, a predicted model, not a curated record
UAAACACCUACACCGAGCAGAGCCGGAGCGAGCGGUGGCGUCCGCGGGACCGCGUAGACUCUCUUUAUUAAUUUACUAACAGUGAAUGGGGAAGAUUGUAUGAUAUUCCCGCCGCCGACUCCGGAGCCUUGCGGGUUCGAGUCCGGAAGACAAGCCACACUCUGGGUGUUUCAUUGUAAGGAGGACGCAGGCAGCUUAUCGGCGCUUGUCGACGAACAUGGCAGCGGCGACGGUCGUGGAGGCUGAUGCGGCGGAGAGCGAAGGCUGCGCCGGUUUCACCGGCGUCCAGCACCGGGGCUGGGAUGAGUCCCAGCUCCGAAAAUAUUCUUUCCCAACUAAGCCAAUUCCUAGACUGUCUCAUACGGACCCCAGAGCAGACAUACUAAUGAACAACGAGGAACCUGUUGUCUUAACAGACACAAACCUUGUGUAUCCAGCUCUGAAGUGGGACAUUGCAUACCUCCAGGAGAACAUUGGAAAUGGAGACUUCUCUGUAUACAUUGCAGAAAACCACAGAUUCCUCUACUACGAUGAGAAAAAAAUGGCCAAUUUUGAGAACUUUGUCCCAAAGUCACAGCGACUGGAAAUGAAAUUCUCUGAAUUUGUGGAUAAAAUGCGCAGGACGGAGGAAAUGGGAGGAGAGGAGAGGGUAUAUCUGCAACAGACCCUGAACGACACAGUAGGGAAGAAGAUUGUUCUCGAUUUCCUCGGUUUCAACUGGAACUGGAUCAACAAGCAGCAAGCCCAGAGGAACUGGGGACAGCUGACAUCCAACCUGCUGCUCAUAGGCAUGGAGGGCAAUGUGACACCGGCACAUUACGACGAGCAGCAGAACUUCUUUGCACAGAUCAAAGGCCAUAAGAGGUGCAUCCUCUUCCCUCCAGACCAGUUUGAAUGUCUCUAUCCGUACCCUGUGCAUCACCCCUGUGACAGACAGAGCCAAGUUGGUUUUGAUGACCCUGACUAUGAGAGGUUUCCCAAGUUUAAAAAUGUUGUUGGCUACGAGGCUGUUGUGGGCCCAGGAGAUGUCCUCUACAUCCCCAUGUACUGGUGGCAUCACAUUGAAUCACUGUUGAACGGCGGAGUGACGAUCACUGUAAACUUCUGGUACAAAGGUGCCCCCACACCCAAGAGGAUAGAAUACCCACUGCGAGCUCAUCAGAAGGUGGCUAUCAUGAGAAAUAUCGAGAAGAUGCUGGGAGAAGCACUUGGAGACCCACAUGAGGUUGGACCUUUACUGAAAACUAUGAUCAAGGGCCGAUAUGACCAGGAUCUCAGUUAGAGCCCCACCCUUAAAACUGUUAACUAGACUGCUUCUGAAACUGUACGCGUGUGAAAGUGAGACUGCUGCGUGUGUAAUGCACAUUCUGACUUCGGAGCUACGUAUCACUGCAUGGCAAAAAGCGGCCAUCUCGAAACCAUUCUGCUUCAGUCGUCACUGAGCGCCACGGUCAUUGCAAAUACAACAAUUACAGACAACAUGUGACACACGCAUGGGAAUUCGUCCUACUUGAAGAAGUGUUUGAAGAGGAUGCCUAAUUUGGCUCAUGUCUAGAUAUAUAUUUAUGUGAACCAGUCUCAACAGUCUGAUAAUUCAAGCCCGUGGUCGACAGUGGAAGUUGUUUUAGAUCAGUACCUUCAGAACAGCCUCAAUAUUUUGACCACUAAUGGAUGAGACAAGGGGAAUUAUAUUAUAUAUAUAUACAAUACACAUCAGUUAAAUUUCAUAUUUCAUUUCAUACCUACAUGUAAAAACACAGUUGUGGGUUUAUUACUAAAUGUAUGACCAUACUGCUUCUCCAUCUUUAUCACAAAGACAGCUUUAACUGAUUUGGUUCAUACCACUAAAGAUGACAGGUCUUCUAAGUGUUUUUGAAAUAUUAAUCCAUGUAAUCUGCAUUAUCUCUACGCCUACCUUCAUGGUUUUGGGGAGUGAUCAGCAAGAAUUUUCUGUUGCAAAGUAGACAGCAUAGGCUUGGUAGUAAAACACACAAGGACAGUGAUUAAAAAUGGUGAUGAAAUAUGAACCAAAGUAUGCGUGGGUGUGGAAAAAAGAGGCUCAUAUAUUGAGCUGCAGGAAUAUGUGACUGCUUGCAGCUAAAUUAUUUUAGCUGAGUGAUUGCUUUGUGUUUUAUUAAUGCUUUUGCUUGUUUGAUUUAUAUUUCAAGGACUUUAUUGGAUGUGCUGUUCUGUGUGCUGGUAAUAGGCGAGGUGGCACUGAAAAUAGAUUACAGCAACUUUAGUUUCAAAUACAGUUAACUUUAAGAUUUAAAAGAAUACAAUAAGUUACUGUUUUUGGGUAAACUUUGCAGAGUAAUUACAGAUGCUGGUUUCUUGGCAAUAUGUUGGUUAAAACUGUUAUGAACUGCUUCAGUGAUUUAUGUUAAUGUUAUUAAUGGACUUAAACUAGCAACAGUCUGCUGGGAUAUAACGUCUUCACUGUGUCAGCCAUUGCAGUCCAACAUAAUGUCCCAUCUAGUGGUCAGGUUUGCAGUUGCAUAUUAAGCUUGAUUUGUCAUUGCCUGGUCCAUGCACUAUACUGCUACAAUACAAAUAUUCAGUGUUGUAUUACAUGCAGCAGAUCAGAGCUAAAAUGAUGCUGCAGUGUGUACAAAAGUCCAAUUCCCAUUGAAAACUUGCUCUUGUGAUUACUUCAGGUUAACAAUUCUCACCAAUGCACUUAUUUUUAUUGACUUGCAGCCAUAUUCUGAAUAUGUGUUGGAACUCUGAAGUGCUCUCUUGAACUGUUGUAAAUAUAAAUAAACGGGGAGGGUAAUUUCAUUUGUUGUGCUCUAAGUGCCAAACCCACAUACAAACCAGUUCAUGGGUAUGCCUGUGACACUGGAUGAAUCAUUAACUGGUGAACUAUAAAUACGAAUACCCAAUUUAAUUAAAUGCUGGUCUCAUUAAGGUUCAACCUUUGGAUUGUUAUGUUGUGCAUAUCUGUUUCAUACAAAUGGCACUAUGAUGGAACAGGGCUGCUUCCUUCAUAAAAAGAAUUUACCUGACGAAGGACUGAUUCUCUUGCUAGGUUAAACCCGUUUACUGUAUGUGCCUUGUUUAACAAUGGCAUGGCACUAAAUGUUGCAAGAACUUGAUUUUUACAUGUUUAUUUUAUGGUCAGAAUGUUUGUUUUUACUCUGGCAUUAAACAGCUUUAAAUGUGGGACUGCCAAGGGUUGGUGGAAAUAGAGGCAUGUUUUCAUCGAUAAAGGCCUUUUUGUCUGGAACGUACAGUCUGUGCUCACCUUGUUCCUCUGAUUAAAGUUUGUUUGUGAAGUUCUACACUGCUGAGUGCUGAAUGAGUGCUGAAAAAUGUGAUGAAGAAAUAAAAGAUUUGAUGUUUUGAAUUAGUA